Archocentrus centrarchus (flier cichlid) is the source of this 4237-nucleotide messenger RNA. Its product is annotated as C-Jun-amino-terminal kinase-interacting protein 3. The record is from RefSeq and is a predicted model, not a curated record. Bases 387 to 3362 code for a protein of 991 amino acids. Gene Ontology annotation, biological process: vesicle-mediated transport. The transcript has 28 exons. Gene Ontology annotation, cellular component: cytoplasm. Lineage: Eukaryota; Metazoa; Chordata; Actinopteri; Cichliformes; Cichlidae. Gene Ontology annotation, molecular function: MAP kinase scaffold activity; JUN kinase binding; kinesin binding.
UGCGCACGUCAACAGCGAGUAACACCCCUUUCUGUGAAGUCGUUUAUGUGUAAUUGAUAUCGCCGCUAAGAAAAAGACGGCUGGAGUUUCAUUAUUUUGGGGCCGUAAAAUGAAAGUUGUGAGGAAGUCAGCCGCUAAGGAUGGACUCUGAAACACCUCCAGACAUCAGAUAAACAUAUAUAGUGCAAUCUAAGAGGAUGCUGCUGUACGAAUAAAUAUGUGGAGAAUGGGUGGUGCUGGUGUUGGCAGAAAGGUUAAAAACCUAGUCAAACGAGUUAUUAGUGAGAAAGCAUAAUCACACAGUUGACUCACAGAUUGGUUUACUUUUGGUGUUGAGUUUUGGCAAAGGUGUGUCAGCAGAGUUACUGAAUAAAAAUAUUUGGCUCAUGGAGUACAGUGAAAGAGUGCUGUGUGGGGCUGGGGAGAUGGAGCCGGAUCCCAACAUUGUGAGUGAAGAGGCGGGAAAGCUGUAUUCAGAACUGCAGACUGUUAUUGAGACCCAUGGAGAAAGUGUGGUGGAGUCUCUGGUCCCCAUAUUUGUGUGGGUACUGGAGGGGCUGGCCACCUGCAAAGCACAGUUGAGAGACAGGGAGGAAGAGGCUGAGAGGGAGAAAGCUGAAAGAGAGGAGCUGCUCGAGAGAUAUCAUGCAGAGAAAGCACUGAGGAAAGAAACUCAAGAGAGGUAUCUAGAGCUGGAUGACCAAACUGAGCAGGAGAGGAGAGCUAUGAGGGGCAGGGAGAAGGAGCGUGAACGGCGAGAGAGAGAUCUAGAGAAGAAAGCAAGACAACAAGCUGAUCAGUUGGUGGCCUUGGAGGAACAGAAGGCAAAUGUCAGUAGAGAACUGAGCACACUGAGAAAUACUCACAACAAGUUGGCCCUUACAUAUCGGGAACUUUUGGAAAAGAGGAAGGAGUCUGAAAGAGAUUCUCCUUUAAGGAAUUACGCGCGUUCCAGGAAUGCUGACUUUCCAUCACAUCAGGUCUUGCCAGAAUCCAGUGUUAAUGAAAAGAUGAUUAAAAGACCACAUUCAAACUCUGGCCCCCCCUGUUUGGAAGAUCUCGUGGCCAAGAGAGAAAAAGAAGUCAACAAUGCUGCAAAGCCAACCACAAAUCAGUUUGUCACUGACAUCAUAAACUCCACUCCUGAGCUGGCACAGUUUAAUGGUUUCAUAAAUGCAAGCACCCCAGUUAAACCUAACACCGAGGAGCCUUUAAACAAUGGGCCAGAGACCAGCUUGGAAAAGGAGAUGAAUGAGGUGGGGGCGAGCAAAACAGAAGAAGUGAAAAGAGGAGAGAUGGACAAAAAGGAUGAGGAAGAGGAGGUAGAGGACGAGGAUAGUAUAGAGUGGGAGCUCCGCAACACUGACUCUGUAUUCUCUGAACUGUCUGAGCUGAGUCGGGAUUAUGUGGAGAGUGUAGACCGAGGGGCCAGCGUCAGAGGCAGUGUAGACCAGUCUGAGGAGAUUCUUUCUCAGUAUGAGGAACUGAAAAUCACCCAUGAAUUAGUUGAAACUGCUCGUAAGGCUUUGAUAUCUCGGGUAGUGGAGCUGACAGAUGAACGUUCAGCUCUUAAACUGGAGGUGGACACUCUUCAGGAAACAGUAUCCCGAUUAGAGGGACGGGUGAAGGAGAAGGAGGAGGAAACUAAGAGACUUCGGAAAGAACUGGAAGCUUGCCAAUCUGAGGAUCCUGAUACGUCUCAGCCGGCAUCCACACGCCACUUUUCUCGUUCUGAAAUGGCUCGCGUCGUCAUGGAGAAGAAUCACUAUAAGCAACGUCUGUUUGAGCUGCAGGAGGCAAUUAGACACAGUCAGACACUCAAAGCAACAAAGGAGGAGAAGUUUUCAGAGGAAAGAAGGUCAAGUGUUUGGAAAAAAUUCAACCGCUUCUUUGGCCGGUCCAAGGAACCAUUAGUUUCACCUCCUGCUUCCAUAUUAGCUCUGCGAUCUUCCCCAUCGCUCACUCACUCUCCUCUGGGAUCUCCACAACCACCAGCUGUCAUUCGAACUCAGGCUGAGGCUGCUUCUCCUGCUGCUCUUUCACCACGUGCGAGGAAGAGGGAACUCUACAGAGAAAUUCGAUCCCAGAUUUGGGGAACUCUGGGAAAGCGGCAGAUACAUGGCUGGAGCAUGCCACUAGCAAACACACAGGACUCCAGUGAGCCAGUACCAGAGCCUAAAGAUGUGCCCGUUCUAGUGCAGCUCAGACUAUUGGAUCACAAAGACUCCACUGCCAAGCUCAAGUGUGCAGUUGCAGUCCCACCUGAGAUCUCUGGCGAGGCCACAUGUUCUGUGUGGGUAGUUUCUGGCCCUGCCUCCUGCAGUGAUAUUACAGUGAUUGAUCCAGCACGCUCCAACACAGUACUGGAUCAGUUCAGCCUCCCUCCCACAGCUCCUGCCCUCUGCAUCUGUGCUGUGCCUCCCAUAGGUAACACCGCAGGAACUGUGUGGAUUGGAACUCAGGAAGGAAGUAUACUGGUCCACUCGGCCUUUGCUCGCAGACGGCUCUGUCUUCAGUCUGUAUGCCUCUCAGAGAGUGUUCAUUCACUCACGUAUUCACAGAGUCGGGUCAUUGCUGGUUUAGCUGAUGGGACUUUGGCAUUUUUCUCAAACAGUACAGAUGGCUGGAAUCUGCAGUCACACUCUUUGAUACCUCUUGGAUCAAACCCCGUGCAGCCCAUUCGCUGUUGCCUUGCAAAAGGUGGCCGCUUGUGGGUGGGAUACUGGAACAAAGUCUAUGUGGUAGACAUUGAAAGCAAGAAGGUGGAGCAAACAUUCUCAGUCUCUGAGCGCAGUGAGCAGCAGGUUCGUUUCCUGUGUGCUGGUGGAAGUGGUGUUUGGACAUCCUGCCGACUGGAUCCAAUUCUCAGGCUGUUUGAUUGGUCCACAGGACGCCCACUACAGGAAGUUGAUUUUGCAGCUUUGGUCACUAAAACAUUAGGCCAACCCUACCUGACACUCUCACCUCUCCAGAUCUCUUCUCUCACUGUUAUCUGUGGCCGUUUGUGGGUAGGCACAGGAGGUGGUGCCAUUUUCUCCAUCCCCUUGUCCAUAACUUCAGAGGAUGUUUCCAUCCCUUAUUGCUCCACUGCAUCAGCCCAGCUGUGCUACCAUGGACAUAGGCAAACUGUCAGAUUCAUCAUUGCUGCACCUGGAUGUUUGAUCACCUCUCCUGGCAGCAGCCAUGUCACUACUGCUCAGAUUAUCCUCAGUGGAGGAGAGGGCUACAUCAACUUCCGAAUUGGAGAUGAUGCAAGCGAUGAUUCAGAAGAGGUGUCCCAAGCCACACCACAGCGAUCUGAACGUAGUCACAUGCUCAUCUGGCAGACUCCCACACCACCUGUGCCCAACCCUGCACUCUGAGCUUCUUCAUAUCACACACCCUUCUUCAACGCAGGGCUUGUGCCCAAUCUAGAAACAGUGCCCAAAGUUUGAACUACUGAUGUCAGCACAUGUGGGAGAGGGGCUAAUGCAAGAAAUUCUUCUGACUAAUUUAUCCCAACUUCUGCCAGCAACACCAUGUGGUAAGCUGUCAAAAUUUUGGCUGCUUGCUGCUCCCUCAGUAUCAUCUCACAUACGAUGAAGAUGGGGCAGAGAUAUACUUUACAGAAGCAGUACGCAAGAAAGGAUUGAAACGGGUCUUUCAUGGAACGGAAUGAACCAACAUCUUCGUGUGGUAGCAGUAAACUACUAUUUAAAGAUACAAGUAUGAAUAUUUCAUACUUAUUUACCUCAUAUCUUGUACAUAUCUUUUGACUGGCUUAUCCUGAUGGUGACACCUUCCUGUGUGCCUUCGUCUCAUUUUUUGUCACCUCUGUGUAACUGGUCAGUAAUUCAGCUGCCUGGUGGUUAAUGGAUCAUUUUUACCUUUACUCUAAAAAUCUAUGCAGUAUUGCUGUCAGCUGGAUAAUGCAUUGGGUUUGUUUGGUGGAAAAAAUGUAGAGAACCGUCAUGCAUCUUUUGAUCAAAAACAUUUAAGCCAGUAAUGUGGCUUCUCUUGUAGCUGCUGUGUACAUACGUUGUUAAGUAUUAAACUACAGACAGGUUUUUGGUCUUGCGUCAUAAAGACAGACACUUUACUGUCUUGUAAUGCUGCAUCUGUAUAUUUUUGGUAUUUCUGCCAUGAGUAUUAACUCAGUUUCUAGCCCUCCCACAGUGCAUGUGACAUUAUUACAAACCCAUUAUAAAUGUGUCUGUAUGGAAAAUAUGUCUGAUGUCCCCUUUGUUAAAUGAACAAC